Molecule: messenger RNA, 3881 nt
Organism: Oryzias latipes (Japanese medaka)
Lineage: Eukaryota; Metazoa; Chordata; Actinopteri; Beloniformes; Adrianichthyidae
Biological process (GO): mRNA splicing, via spliceosome
Cellular component (GO): catalytic step 2 spliceosome
Molecular function (GO): mRNA 3'-UTR binding
Source: RefSeq, a predicted model, not a curated record
AAUAAAUACACCUGCCUUCUUCUCCAUCUGCCAUUUCAAGAUUUCCAAGUUUGCUUCCUUAAAGAUUAGAUAAGAAAAAAAAUCUCAUCAAAAAUGACCAACAAAGUGUGCAAGCUUUUCAUCGGUGGACUCUGUGUGAACACGAACGACGAUGGGCUGCGCAAGCAUUUUGAGCAGUUCGGCACCCUCACUGACUUCGUUGUCCUUCAAAACAAGAAUGCACAACGAUCUCGCUGUUUUGGCUUUGUGACCUACUCUACACCAGAGGAGGCCAACGCAGCCAUGGCAGCAGCCCCGCACACAGUGGAAGGGAACAGUGUUGAAGUUAAACGAGCUAUUCCAAAAGCAAAGGACAAUAAGUCUGAAGCUUUUGCCAAGGGGGAGAAAAUCUUUGUUGGUGGCUUAAGAAAUGACAUUAAAGAGUCUCACCUCACCGACUACUUCUCUUGGUAUGGUCAAGUCGAAAAGUCUGAAAUCCUCUUAGAGAAGGAGACAGGGAAAAAAAGAGGAUUCGGCUUUGUGCACUUCACGCAUCACAAUUCGGCAGACUUGGCCUUGGUUGUAAAGUACCACACAGUGAAUGGACACUUAGUUGAAGUGAAGAAAGCUGUUGCCAAGCAAGAGAUGCAGGCAGGUAACCGAACGGAAACAACAACAAGACACAGGCCAGGCCCGGGAAUGAUGGAAAACCAAACUGGAUACGGCGGCUUCGGCUUUGGGACCUACUAUACACCGGAGGAGACCAACACAGCCAUGGCAGCAGCGCCGCACACAGUCCAAAGGAACAGUGUCAAAGUUAAAGUAGCUGUUCCUAAAAGAAAGGCCAAUGGGUCUGCAGCUCCUGCCAAGGGAGAGAAAAUCUUUGUUGGUGGCUUGAAAAACAACAUUGAAGAGUAUCACCUCACCGACUACUUUUCUCGGUACGGUCAAGUCGAAAAGUCUGAAAUCCUCUUAGAGAAGGAGACUGGAAAAAAAAGAGGAUUCGGCUUUGUGCACUUCACGCAUCACAAAACGGCAGACUUGGCCUUGGUUGAAAAGUACCACACAGUGAAUGGACACUUAGUUGAAGUGAAGAAAGCUGUUGCCAGGCAAGAGAUGCAGGCAGGUAACAGAACUGAAACAACGCCAAGACACAGGCCAGGCCAAUGCAUGAUGGAAAGCCAAAAUGGCUACUGCGGCUUGGCUUAUGGGGAGUGUUGCUGCCCUUGCCACCUCUCCUACUCGAAAAAUGGCAACAGAGGCUAUUCCUACCCACAAAAUCGUUACAGAGGCAGUGGCUAUUCCUACCAGGAAAAUGAGUAAAAGAAGAUUUAGGCAUAGAGGAACCCCCCUUUUAGGAAUCCACACUUGUAGUGUGUGGAUAUAGUGUAGAGUUGGGAUUUAUAUUGUCUCUGCAUUUUAUUUAGUUUUUAGUUUUUAUUUAUGUUAGAAAAUGUAAUGCAUUAUAUUGUGAGUAGGACAUGCAAAAAGAAGAUUUAAACAUACAGGAACCCCCUUUAGGAAUCCACACUAGUAGUGUGUGGAUAUAGUGUGGGGAUGGGAUUUAGAUUUAAUCUUUUUUUCUUAUUAUUAUUAUAUAUUUUUUUAUGUCUGAAACUUUAUGCCUCAUAUCGUGAGUGAAGAUUAUCAAAAAAUGAAUCUAAGAGAUUAAACAACUCUAUCAAAAUUGGACUUUUUUUUGCAUUUUUAUUUUUAAUUUGUUGUUGAAUUUUUAAAAGUAAUUUAGAGUAAUGUAAAAAGCUAAUUAUGUGAGGCUUCACAGUCAUGAAUUUGUAUUUGUGAACAAAAUGUUUUUGAAAUGCAAAUCAAUGUAUUUAUUAUAUAAAAUAAAUUGUUUAAUGUUGUAUUUUUACCUGUCAACCACUUAAGAAAAGAGGACAAGAACAGUUAACCAUGUAUACAAUCAAAAAACAAAUGUUCUAGAGUUUCAACCUCAUUUUCACAGAAAACAUAAACAAACAAAAUAUGUUUAUCACAAGAGGCACUCAGCCAGAGGAAUUUUUGGAUUAGAAUAAAGGAGUUAUUCUCAAUUUGGGAACCACAUUUAUGACUGAAAACGAUCAGGGGAGAUUGUGACCAGGGAAGUAAUACUUAAAACCACGACAAACAGGAAACCUUCCAAAUAAAACAGGAAGCAGAACUUAAAUCGUGACAGAAACCAAAUGGAAGCAAAAACCAAGGCAAAAAACCCAAACCAAGACACAGAAAUUGUUCUUGUGUUCCUUUGUGCAUUAGUGGGUUCUCUCCGGGUGCUCCGGCUUUCCCUAGAUUCUAAAAAAGACUUUUUUCAAAGUAAAUUAGAGGCUAAGAGCACUACUUUCCCUCGUCCUCACCUCUACGCACCACCCACCCUCACUGUUCGCAUCUACGCCCUUCUCUUUAUGUAAGGCUGUCUGACCUGUAUGUGACUGCAUGUGGCUAAAAGUGUUAGCAUUUCAAUCAGCAUCAUUAACUGUCUGAAAAAAAGGUUUGCUAAAGGUGCAGACAUUUUUCCAACUGUGAAAACAAUACGGUCCUUGCAGUCAGUGACUACUACUGCUAAUAAUAAUAUUAAUAAUUAAAGAUUUAAAAUAUAUUAAAUUGAGUUUAUAAUAAAGUAUUAAUAAUAAUACAUUAUGAUAAAAAUGAAAAAAACAAAAACAUCAGUCACCAAAAUGUAUAGAAAAUUAACCAAAUCAAAAACAGUUUCCCCACAGUAAUUGUUAGCAAUUGGCUAGUGACUGAUAAAUAUCCCCUCCCUGAAUCGCCACCUUAUCGUGGUGGAGGGGUUUGCGUGCCCGAAUGAUCCCAGGAGCCGCUAGCUGGUUGGUGUACCACCUCAAACUGGUCCUGGGAGACGGGCCAGACUAAGAGCGAUUCAGACAAAAUCCUUUUCCUUUCUAGAUUUAUUUACUCCCCCCAAUGAGAGUUGCCAGUGCCCCAUCCUGGAGCCAGACUUGUUAGUUUAUGUCUGGUGGCUUUGAAUUGCUCUGGGUCAGUGGACAGCAAGCAUGUUGUCCCAAAGGCCCCCCAACGCAAAGGAACGUCUUCUGUAGUUCCUCUUGUGGCUUUGGUUUGUUGUUGGUGAUAGAUGUUGGGCCAGGCUUCAUCAGGUCCUCAGCACCACAGGAACCUGCAGUGAUCCGGCUGUGGUAACUGUAGACGAACCGCUGCACAGGAUAAAACAGGUAAAUGUCAACAGAGAGGCCUUCCAGCUGAGAGACUCCUUCAUGAUCCACUUUCUUGCAGAGGGAGCAGACCCAUGACACCUCCAGAAUCGUGUUUUCUGUCCUCCAAGGACUGACCCAAAACGGCUCUUUUUAGAGCCACCCACAAAACCUUUAAGAGCUUGAUUCUCUCUUUUUCACUGUUUUUACUCCAAACUUUUAAAGUAAUGCAUUGUAGAAAAGGUAAGAGAUUAAAACAGGUUAAACAGAAUAUUUGGACUUGAGCACAACUGCCCCCUCCUUGUGAAAUCACAAUGGAUUUCCAUCAGAUAUAAAUACGUGCCAAUAACAUCACCUUACUUUUGAUUUUUGACAAGUAAAUAUUUGUUUCGUUAUUCAAUAAAAAAAAAAAACUGCGUUUUUUCGCUUCACAGAGUCAGCACAGUGUUUUGCGACAGUUUUUGCUUACCACACCCACAUUCAUAUGUAGAUACACAAAUAUACACUCAAACACAGACAUAUACACACACACACGCUUACAAACACACAUACAUUACCGGCAGCCCACACCACAAUACACAGGUGGGAUUGGGGAGGGGCGGCCGGUCUUCACUCGCCUGGCCUGGUGUGUUGGGACCCUGUUAUACCAGGUGGUGGCCAGGCAUGCGGUGCUGGGGGGGUCGGUGGCCUGGAGGGGGUUACUGUGUAGCGACAAGGGACGGGGGACGGGGGGGG